Molecule: messenger RNA, 1839 nt
Organism: Phlebotomus argentipes
Lineage: Eukaryota; Metazoa; Arthropoda; Insecta; Diptera; Psychodidae
Gene: GatA
Product: glutamyl-tRNA(Gln) amidotransferase subunit A, mitochondrial
Exons: 2
Coding region: 361-1839 (492 amino acids)
Biological process (GO): glutaminyl-tRNAGln biosynthesis via transamidation; mitochondrial translation
Cellular component (GO): glutamyl-tRNA(Gln) amidotransferase complex; mitochondrion
Molecular function (GO): glutaminyl-tRNA synthase (glutamine-hydrolyzing) activity
Source: RefSeq, a predicted model, not a curated record
UGGGCUUCUUGAUCAGAUUCACCAGCGGCUGAAGCCCUCCCUCAGCGUGGAACACCUCAAUUCCUUCUCGCGUCUUCACGUCCGCCCGAAUUUUGAUGAGAAUCCUAUAAAUUGCCCUCUUGUCCCCCUCCAACGCGAGCUCCCCGAUGUACUGCCUGAUUUUCUCACUAUCCAUCACACCACUCUGGCCACUGAUUGGGGAAAUGGGUGAAUUUUUCUCGAAGCUGGAAAAAUUUUCACGGAAUCCGUCAAAAACUCCACUUGCUGCAACACUAGUCGUCUCUUUCGCACUCACAAGGGAAAUGUGAAUGAACUCGCCCGGAAUUCUAAGGUUAUGUGUUGCAGCCUCCUGACCGUGCGAUGAAAGUUCUGCCCAGGAGCAUAAAAUUGCUGGCGGCUCAGCUCCGUGAGAAAUCCGUGAAUUGUGAGGAGAUUUCCACUGUGAUCUCCAGCACUGUCCAGAAGACGAAGAACUUGAACGCCUUCAUAACAGUCACGGAAGAAUGCGCCGAGAAGCAAUGGUCAGAUUCCAAGGAGAGGCACAAACUUGGCAAGUCUCUGGGGGAUUUGGACGGAGUGCCAAUUGCCGUGAAAGACAAUUUUUGCACAAAAAACAUCCGGACAACUUGCGCCUCUCGGAUGUUGCGAUUUUUUACUCCCACCUACAAUGCCACGGUUUAUGAGAGACUGGCUCAACGUGGAGCUGUUCUAGUCGGGAAGACAAAUAUGGAUGAGUUCGCCAUGGGAUCUGGAGCGACAGAUUCUAUUUUUGGACCAGUUAAGAAUCCAUGGAGUGACGGAGAAGAGAACUGGCGCAUUUCAGGAGGAAGUUCUGGAGGAUCCGCCGUGGCAGUGGCCACAGGAAGUUGCUAUGCCGCUCUAGGAUCAGACACGGGAGGAUCGACGAGAAAUCCUGCCUCCUACUGUGGCGUGGUGGGUCUGAAACCGACUUACGGAUUGCUUUCCCGCCACGGAUUGAUUCCUCUGGUCAAUUCACUGGAUGUCCCUGGAAUACUCACACGAUCUGUGGAAGAUUGCACUGUGGUGCUGAAUGCCAUCGCUGGACCAGAUGACAGAGACUCCACUACACUGAAGAGCCCUCACAAACCUAUCGAAUUACCUCCAGUCGAGAAGAUUUCUCUCCGUGGCCUCAAAGUUGGAAUCCCAGCGGAAUAUCACAGCCCUGAAAUGGCGGAAAACGUCUCAGAGACGUGGAAGUUUGUGGCCAGGCUGUUGGAGGAAGCAGGAGCGACAGUAACUGAUGUGUCCCUGCCUCACACUUCCUCCUCAAUAGCAGUCUACUCUGUCCUGAACACCUGCGAAGUGGCCAGUAACAUGGCUCGAUACGAUGGAAUUGAGUUCGGGCACAGAGCCGAAGAUGCGUCCAGCACGGAGAAACUGUACGCUGAAUCCCGGGCAGUGGGAUUCAAUCAUGUUGUGAAAACAAGGAUUUUAUCUGGGAACUUCUUCCUGCUUCGGCGAAACUAUGAAAACUACUUCAUGCAGGCGCUGAAAGUGCGUCGCUUAAUUGCCCAGGAUUUCCAGAAAGUCUUUCACGGAGAGUGUCAUCUUCUCCUGACCCCAACAACUCUCUCAGAGGCUCCGGCACAUCAAGAAUUCGUUGGCCACUCGAAUAGGGAUCAAUGUGCUGUCCAGGAUUUCUGCACUCAACCUGUGAACAUGGCCGGAAUCCCUGCAAUUUCUCUGCCCAUCCGACUCUCAGAGAACAAUCUGCCUCUGUCGCUCCAGCUCAUCGGCCCCAGAUUGUCAGAGAGUCUCCUGCUCACCGUGGCCAGAUGGAUAGAGCACACAGUCGACUUCCAGCACAGAGUUUAUUAG